This is a messenger RNA of Naegleria gruberi, 1491 nucleotides long. RefSeq lists its product as uncharacterized. The record is from RefSeq and is a predicted model, not a curated record. Lineage: Eukaryota; Heterolobosea; Eutetramitea; Acrasida; Naegleriidae. The transcript has 2 exons. Gene Ontology annotation, molecular function: ATP binding; protein serine/threonine kinase activity. The coding region runs from base 1 to 1491 and encodes 496 amino acids. Gene Ontology annotation, biological process: signal transduction; protein phosphorylation. Gene Ontology annotation, cellular component: cytoplasm.
AUGUACAAUAAUAAUUCCUUCAUUAAUAAUAAUAAUAAUAAUAACAAUUCAAAUUCCAAUACAAAUACUACUAACAAUAAUAAUAUGGAUAAUUUAAUUAAUAAUUUUAAUUAUCUUCAAAUUGGAAAUAAUGAUAAAACCAAUAGAUCCUAUAAUAAUUAUCAAUCUUCAUCAAAAUCUACAACAACAAGUACUACUACAACCACUAAUAAUACAAAUAAUAUAACUAAUCAACCUGGAAAUGAAUCACCAACUAGAAAAACCAAAUCCAUCAAUUCAAAACAACAACCUUCCACUAGCCUAGUCAAUUCAUCUAUUCAACAACAACAACAACCAAAUAAUAAUUCAUCUACUACUACUACUACUACUACAGCAGCAGCAACCUCAACAACAUCACCACCAACACGACAAGGCAAAGUAGUUUCUUAUAGUGCUGUUAAAGUGAUUGGUAAUGGUAGUUUUGGUGUUGUAUUUCUAGCUAAAGUACAAGAAACAGGAGAUAUAGUAGCUAUUAAGAAAGUACUUCAAGAUAAGAGAUUUAAAAAUAGAGAAUUACAAGUAAUGAAAACAUUAUCACAUCCAAAUGUUGUUGAAUUGAAAAAUUAUUUUUAUUCAAGAGGUGAUAGAGAUCCAGAAGAAGUAUAUUUAAAUUUAGUAUUAGAAUAUGUACCUGAUACAGUUUAUAGAUUUUGUAUGAAUUAUGCUAAACAUAAUUCCUAUGUACCAAGUAUUUAUGUUAAAUUAUUUGUAUUUCAAUUAUUACGUUCAGUGAUAUAUAUACAUUCACUUGGUAUUUGUCAUCGUGAUAUAAAACCACAAAAUUUAUUAAUAGAUCCAGUGAGUGGAAUUUUAAAAUUAUGUGAUUUUGGAAAUGCAAAACAAUUAAAAGAAGGAGAACCUAACGUAUCAUAUAUUUGUUCAAGAUAUUAUAGAGCACCUGAAUUAAUAUUUCAAUCAACAAAAUAUACUUGUUCAGUUGAUGUAUGGUCAUGUGGAUGUGUUAUGGGUGAAUUAAUGUUAGGUACUCCUUUAUUUCAAGGUGAAAGUUCAGUUGAUCAAUUAGUUGAAAUUAUUAAAGUAUUAGGUGCUCCUUCUAAACAAGAUAUUUUAGCAAUGAAUAAGAAUUAUACUGAAUUUAAAUUUCCACAAGUUAAACCAAAUCCAUGGGAUCAAGUUUUUGCAGAUAGAUUUCAAUUUUUACAACGUAAUUAUCAAGCUAAUAAUGGUUCAAAUUCUGGUUCACAAAUUGAUCCUUUCAUUGAAAUGAAUAAUAGUGUUGAUUUAAUUACAAAAUUAUUACAAUAUGAUCCAAAACGUAGAAUUACUCCAAUGGAUGCUUUAGCUCAUCCUUUCUUUGAUGAAUUAAGAAUACCCAAUGUUAAAUUACCAAAUGGUAAACCUUUACCUUCUCAUUUAUUCAUCUUUUCAGAUCAAGAAUGGUCAAUGUUACAAAAUCAAGAUUUAAAAGAUUCUAUUUUACCAAGACAAUAG